CAGCUGCGGCCCCGUGAGGCGGCGGCGGCACCGCGGGCCCGACCCGGCCCGGCCGCUCCGAGCGGCGCUUCCCGGCACCUGCGGCGAGCACCGCGCCCUGCUAGGGCUGCCCUGCCCGCCACCUGCGGUCUAGGAAGGAAACCUGAUAUAUCCUGAAAAUGUUUAACAAAUCCUUUGGAACUCCAUUCGGAGGCAGCACCGGCUUUGGCACAACUUCAACGUUUGGGCAAAAUGCCGGCUUUGGUACGAGCAGCGGAGGAGCCUUCGGGACGUCGGCCUUCGGCUCCAACAACACCACGGGCAGCCUCUUUGGGAGCACACAGACAAAGCCAGGAGGAUUGUUUGGCUCAACCACAUUCAACCAGCCAGCCACCUCCUCCACCAGCACUGGCUUCGGGUUUGGAACGUCCACUGGAACGUCAAACAGCCUCUUUGGAACCACCAGCACUGGUGGAAGCCUCUUCUCAUCCCAGAAUAAUGCCUUUGCACAGAACAAACCAGCUGGUUUUGGAAACUUUGGUACGAGCACCAGCAGUGGAGGGCUCUUUGGGACCACCAACACCACUUCCAACCCCUUUGGGAGCACAUCUGGCUCUCUCUUUGGCCCAACCAGCUUUACUGCUGCUCCAACUGGCACCACUAUUAAAUUUAAUCCCCCGACCGGCACCGACACCAUGGUGAAAUCCGGCGUCAGCACCAACAUCAACACCAAGCACCAGUGCAUCACUGCCAUGAAGGAGUACGAGAGCAAGUCCCUCGAGGAACUCCGUUUGGAAGACUACCAGGCAAAUAGGAAAGGGCCCACGAAUCCUGUCGGAGCAGGAGCAACUGCUGGCUUGUUUGGCUCUUCCACUGCCACCUCCAGCACAGCCACAGGACUUUUUGGCUCUUCCACUACCAAUACAGGCUUUUCCUAUGGACAGAAUAAAACUGCUUUUGGAACCAGUACGACCGGCUUUGGCACCGGCACCACCGGGGGGCUCUUUGGGCAGCAGUCACAGACCACGAGUCUGUUCAACAAACCCUUCGGCCAGGCCACCACCACGCAGAACACCGGCUUCUCCUUCGGGGGCACCAGCACCCUGGGCCAGCCCAACACCAACACCAUGGGUCUCUUUGGGGUCACCCAGCCCUCACAGCCUGGAGGCCUUUUUGGGACAGCUGCCAAUACAAAUGCUGGGACUGGAUUUGGAACGGGAACUGGCCUUUUUGGACAAGCCAACACAGGAUUUGGGGUUGGUGGUUCGACCCUGUUUGGGAACAAGCCUGCUGGAUUUGGAACCACCACGACCAGCGCUCCCUCGUUCGGUACCACCACAGGCGGGGGCCUCUUUGGUUUUGGUGCCAACACUGCUGGAAACAGCUUGUUUGGAAAUAAGCCUGCAACUGGGACUCUGGGCACUGGACUUGGAACAGGCUUUGGAACAGCUCUGGGGGCAGGACAGACGUCCCUGUUUGGAAACACCCAGCCAAAGCUGGGGGGAACGCUGGGAACGGGAGCAUUUGGAGCCCCAGGAUUCAACACAUCCACGGCUACCCUGGGCUUUGGGGCCCCUCAGCCUGCUGUAGCUCUGACAGACCCCAACGCCUCUGCAGCCCAGCAAGCUGUCCUCCAGCAGCACCUCAACAGCCUGGCCUACUCACCCUUUGGAGACUCCCCCCUCUUCAGAAACCCCAUGUCAGACCCCAAGAAGAAGGAAGAGAGGCUGAAGCCAACCAACCCAGCAGCCCAGAAGGCCUUGACAACCCCCACCCACUACAAGCUGACCCCACGCCCUGCCACCAGAGUGCGGCCCAAGGCCCUGCAGUCAGCGGGCUCGGCCAAGUCCCAGCUCUUUGAUGGGCUGGAUGAUGAUGAACCCUCCCUGGCCAAUGGAGCCUUCAUGCCAAAGAAGAGCAUCAAGAAGCUGGUUCUGAAGAACCUCAGCAGCAGCAACCUGUUCUCUCCCGUGAGCCGGGAGAACGAGGACCUGGCGUCGCCGUCGGAGUACCCGGAGAACGGGGACAGGUUCUUCCUGUCGGUGCCUCCCGAGGAGAACCACAGGCAGGACGGGGAGCGGGAGGAGGAGGAGGAGGCCCACGAGGUGACCAGGUUUUACACCAAUCCCAUUGCCAAGCCCAUUCCCCAGAGCCUGGAGGGCAGCGGGCACAAGCCCCCCGCGGGCGUGGACGACACCAUCGUGGCGCUCAACAUGCGCAACGGGCUGGAGGGCAGCAGCGAGGACGCCUCCUUCCAGGAGGAUUCCCUGCAGGAUGAGAGGGAUGAGGAGGCUGAGGCCGUGCACCAGCUGCAUCCUGCAGGGAUUGUUCUGACACGAGCUGGUUACUACACCAUCCCGUCCCUGGAGGAGCUGGCCCGGCUGACCAACGACAGGAACGAAUGUAUCGUGACAGACUUCACCAUCGGCCGCAAGGGUUAUGGAUCAAUAUACUUCGAAGGAGAAGUAAAUCUAACAAACUUAAACCUGGAUGAGAUUGUACAUAUCCGGAGAAAAGAAGUUAUUGUUUACCCUGAUGAUGAAAGAAAGCCUCCCAUUGGGGAACGGUUAAAUAGGCGGGCAGAGGUGACACUGGACGGGGUGUGGCCCACGGACAAGACGUCGCGCUGCCUGAUCAAGAGCCCCGAGCGCCUGGCGGAGAUGGGCUACGAGGGCCGGCUGGAGGCCGUGUCCCGCAGGCAGGGCGCCCGCUUCAAGGAGUACCGCCCUGAGACCGGCUCCUGGGUCUUCAAGGUAGCACACUUUUCCAAGUAUGGCUUGCAAGAUUCAGAUGAGGACGAGGAAGAUCAUCCUUCAAAAGUGGACACCAAGAAGUUAAAGACCACACCUGUGCCACCCCCAGGGCAGCUGCUGCCCCAGCAGAUGGCCCUGAACGGCAAACCAGCGCCCCUGGCUCAGCCCCCGGAGCUGGAGCAGCUGGGCAGGGUGGUGGAGCUGGACAGUGACAUGGCAGACAUCACCCAGGAGCCAGCCCACGAGCCCUUGGCAGAGGACGCCCUGGAGGAGCAGGAGGCGGUGCCGGCGUCCACGCACAUCGCAUCCACGCAGGGCAUCAACCCCUACGUGCUGCAGAUCAUGAAAGCUUCCUUGCUUGCUGAUGAUGACGACCUGGAUUUGAUCCUGGAUUAUCCUGGGAAGCAACCUGUCAAGAUGGACACUUCCCAAGAGAUCUGCUCCCCCAGGCUUCCCAUUUCAAAAUCACAGGGACAGAAAAGACACACAGUUGCCGGGCUGCUGCAGUCCAAGUUUGCCAGCGUCCUUUCGCAAGCAGCGGGUGCUGCUGUGGCAGAUGCCAAGGGCCCGAGGACUUUGGGCAGUCCCCCCUGUGCUGCCCCGUGGGCGGCAGUGUCCCCGCUGGCCUCGGCGUUCUCGGUGCCCGCGCCGGUGCCCGAGGUGCAGGUGAAGACGGUCGGGGCUCGCCGGCAGCGCGGGCUCGUCCCCCUGGAGAGAUCCAUCACCUAUGGGAAAGGGAAGCUCCUGAUGGACAUGGGACUGUUCAUGGGCCGCUCGUUCCGUGUCGGCUGGGGGCCCAACUGGACUCUGGUCAACUGUGGAGAUCAGCUGAGUGGCUCGAGUGAAGCGGAGGAUCCUCAGCUGGAGCCCGUGGAAUACGGAUUCCUGCCGACUCCCGUUGCUCCCAAAUCACUCACAGAAUCCCCUUUCAAAGUUCAUGUGGAAAAGCUGAGCUUGGAACAGUGGAAGAUGGACAGAGACAAGGAGCUGUAUCUCACUCCUCUGGAGAUCAAGCUGAAGCACAGCACUGUCCAUAUGGAUGAGCCCUGUCCUCUCCUGGCCCCCAACCCCGGAGUCUCAGCUAUCCAUGACUAUGCUGACUGGGCCAGGAAAGCAUCUGAGGAUCCUGCUGUGGCAGAGACUGUUGUGAAGCACUGGUGCUUGGCCUGGACGUUGUGUGAGGCCAUUUGGGGCAACCUGAAGGAGCUGGAGGCCAGGCUGGAGGAGCCCAGUGAGUACGUGCUGGCGCUGGAGCGCCGCAGGGCGUUCUCACGGUGGCUGUCGGAGACGGCGGCCGGGCGCAUCGAGGAGGAGGUGUCCCUGUCCCGGCACGGCAGCCACGUCGAGGCCGUGUUCAGCUGCCUCACGGGGAAGAGGAUCGGCGAGGCCUGCAGGCUGGCACAGCAGGCAGGUGACCAUCGUCUGGCACUGCUGCUGGCACAGCUGGCCGGGAGCCAGCCCGUGCGGGACCUGCUGACCCUGCAGCUGGUGGACUGGCACCGCCUGCACAGCGACCGCUUCAUCCAGGAGGAGCGGCUGCGCCUGUUCGCGCUGCUGGCAGGGAAACCGGUAAGGACGGGCUGGGGGCUGUUUUUCAUGCUGGUCCACAGUUCUGGGGAGAACACCUCAGAAUAUGAAAAAUACGCCUGCUGUCCUCUGCCUCCUUACCUGGAAGAUUCGGGGUGUGUCAUUGAAGAGGAUGACAAUGGAGGAAGGCCCCUGAGAGAUGUCUGCUUCCAUUUGUUAAAGCUCUACAGUGACAGGUCCUAUGAGCUUGACCAGCUGCUGGAUCCCAGGAGUGUCACCUCUGACCCGCUGGAUUUCCGCCUCAGCUGGCACCUGUGGGAGGUGCUGCGGGCGCUGAACUACUGCCACCUGUCCCAGCAGAGCUGGGGGGUGCUGAACAGCAGCUAUGCUGCCCAGCUGGAGAGCGAGGGGCUGUGGGAAUGGGCUGUGUUCGUCAUGCUGCACGAGCCUGACACGCCCACCCGGGAGAAGGCCGUGCGGGAGCUGCUGAGCCGGCACUGCGCCCUCGCCGACACCCCCGAGUCCUGGGCCAAGGAAUCCUUCCUGACACAGCGGCUCUGCCUGCCCCCGCGCUGGAUUCACGAGGCCAAGGCGGUCCGGGCCAGGAUGGAGGGUGACAGGCACAAAGAGGCCCUUUUCCUGUUCAAGGCUGGCCACUGGAACCAGUGCCACAGGCUGGUCGUCAGGCACUUGGCCUCAGAUGCAAUUAUCAACGAGAACUACAAGUACCUGAAGGGAUUCCUGGAAGACCUGGCGCCUCCGGAGCGCAGCGCGCUCAUCCAGGACUGGGAGCUGGCAGGGCUGGUGUACCUGGACUACAUCCGUGUCAACGAGAUGCUGGACAGGAUUCAGCAGCUGGAUGUGUCCACCUAUGAGCUGGAGAGGUUACACACCAAAGUGACGUCCCUGUGCAACAGGAUAGAGCAGCUGCAGUGCCACAACGCCAGGGACCGCCUGGCUCAGUCAGACAUGGCGAAGCGCGUGGCCAACGUGCUGCGGGCGGUGCUGAGCCUGCAGCAGGGCCCCGAGCCGGGCCCCGAGCCGGCCGAGCCGCGCGUGCCCCUGCGCCUGCUGGCCCCGCACAUCGGCCGCCUGCCCAUGCCCGAGGACUACGCGCUGGAGGAGCUGCGCGGCCUCACCCAGGCCUACCUGCGCGAGCUGGCCCUGGCCGCGCACUGAGCGCCUGCCGCCAGGAGGAGCAGCAAAAGGUUUUUAUCAGAAAAUAUAAAUAAAUGCUCUAGAUUA
Parus major (Great Tit) is the source of this 5504-nucleotide messenger RNA. RefSeq names its product nucleoporin 98 and 96 precursor (gene NUP98). Gene Ontology annotation, cellular component: nuclear pore; nuclear pore cytoplasmic filaments. Gene Ontology annotation, molecular function: structural constituent of nuclear pore. Bases 159 to 5438 code for a protein of 1759 amino acids. Lineage: Eukaryota; Metazoa; Chordata; Aves; Passeriformes; Paridae. Gene Ontology annotation, biological process: post-transcriptional tethering of RNA polymerase II gene DNA at nuclear periphery; protein import into nucleus; RNA export from nucleus. The record is from RefSeq and is a predicted model, not a curated record. The transcript has 33 exons.